ACAACCAGGUAGUUGUCGUGCCAUUAAACGUUACACGAAUAUGCCAAAUGGCUACUUAUCCAGGAAGCAUCCCAUUCGAAUCUUAAUGGGCAGCAUUUCAUGGCACCAAAUGUAUUCUUUCUCUCCACCCUCUUCCUCACCUCACUCUCCGUCGCCGCACCUGCACCCGCCCGGCAUGCCGCCGCAAUACCACCCUGCUACGAGAUCGUAAUUACAGCAGGCACGCUCCCGACACCCACGGUAUCCCCUCUCUCGCCCCAAACCACGGCCCAAAUAAUUGCAAGUCGGAUCUCAGUUGUGACACCUGCCCCGGAACUCCGUCACCGCCAACUCAAAUCGAUCACAUACGGACCCGGAGGCUGGAGCGUCGAUACUCUCCCCACAGAGACCGUAACCAACUACUAUUGGGAUGGAGAAACUCCAUACUCAUGGCCUGCCGGAGAACACCCUCCUUGGCUUCCACCAAACGGAGGAACAAUCAUAAACACUGGCCGCUUGACAGUGACACUCGGUAAGCGAGACGACGGCGAAGGACGCGAGAAAAGACAGUUGAGUCCCAUAACUUAUGGCCCUGACGGCUGGGGACACAGCGUUCUUCCGGUAGCGACAGAGUCAGGGUGGUGGGGAGAAGGCAAAACAUUUACAUUCGCGGGACAGACGUUUACGUUGGGUGGGACGGGAGUAUUGACUAUCACGCUGGGGAAGCCGCCGAGAGACUUGGGAGUCAGGACGAUGGGACUGGACGUGGAGGAGAGGCAGGAGUUGAGCUAUAACGGGGGGAGUACCAGGGGUGGUGAGGGAGCUGUGACUGCAAGCGAGAGGCCGACGGUCACAUAUACGGAUGUGAACGGCAAUGUGAAGACCGUGACAAUUGUGGGGACAGAUUCUUUGUCUUUCACUCAGCCGCCGUUGUAAUCGGAUCUCCAGUUUGUCAAGUGCCAGACGCUUUUUGGCGCCACUGGGUAAUGAUUCAGCAGCUAAGUGCCAGUAGUGAGACGCGAACUUUGUAGUUGGACUGGCAAGUAGAUAUCUGGAAUGGAAAGAAUAU
This is a messenger RNA of Cadophora gregata, 1048 nucleotides long. RefSeq lists its product as uncharacterized. The record is from RefSeq and is a predicted model, not a curated record. The coding region runs from base 100 to 915 and encodes 271 amino acids. Lineage: Eukaryota; Fungi; Ascomycota; Leotiomycetes; Helotiales; Ploettnerulaceae. The transcript has 2 exons.